AUGGACGAUGUGAAAAGCGACUGCGAGAUGUUUCUUAUGCGCUUCCUCUCGCCGUCUAAUUGCCUGCCAAUCCGCAGCUUUGCCAUCCAGCAUAACUGCCCGAAGCUGACCCAAUCAGCAGACCGCUUCGCGUUGUCCAACUUCCACGACCUGCGACGCACCCCCGACUUCCUGACUAUCUCCUGCCACCACCUGACCGAACUGAUCGCUGACUCGAACCUGAACGUUGCCUCUGAGGCCGAUGUCUUCGAGGCUGUCGUCGCUUGGGUCCAACACGACACACAUAAUCGAUCGAAGAUGUUGCCGCUGCUGCUCAGCCACGUCCGUCUUACACAAUUGCCGUUGCCGUACCUAGUCGAAUUCGUCUGCCGCAACCCGCUGAUCAAAGGCGACCCAUACUGCAGCGAACUGGUAAAUCAGACUUUUGUACGGGUGCUGGUACAAAGUAGGCUGUUGAAGCCGUCCUCAUCAUCGGUCAGCAUCGACGAGGAGGUGUGCCGACCUCGAAAAAGCGCUGCUGGCGUUUUGUUCUGCGUCGGCGGUCGUGGCUCAAACGGUGACCCGUUCCGUUCGGCCGAGGUCUACGAUUGCCUGAACAACGUGUGGUUUGCUGUCAGCGAGAUGAACACCAAACGACGCCAUGUGGGCGUUGUUUCGGCCAACGGCAAGAUCUUUGCAAUCGGUGGACACAACGGAACGGAACAUUUGAACAGCGUCGAGAUGUUCGAUCCAAGAUUGAACCUAUGGGUGGAGAAGACCCCCAUGAAGUUCAAGCGUCGCGGUAUCGCUCUCGGCUUUUUGGAAGGUGCAAUUUACUCUGUUGGGGGCCUCGAUGACACGGCCUGCUUUCUGACCGUCGAGCGGUACGACGUGGAAUACGAUCUAUGGACAAGCGUCGCCUCGAUGAACAUGCAACGUGGCGGCGUCGGCGUGGCUGCCCUCGGCAAGUUCCUGUACGCGGUGGGCGGCAACGACGGCACUUCCUCGUUAAAGUCGUGUGAACGUUACGACCCAUACUUAAAUAGAUGGAAGCAGGUCGCAGAAAUGAACUUUAGGAGGGCCGGAGCCGGAGUAGCUGUUUUGAACGGCUUCAUGUAA
This is a messenger RNA of Soboliphyme baturini, 1098 nucleotides long. NCBI's taxonomy places the organism in Eukaryota, Metazoa, Nematoda, Enoplea, Dioctophymatida, Soboliphymatidae. The record is from the annotation of a GenBank genome assembly.